This is a messenger RNA of Amborella trichopoda, 1848 nucleotides long. RefSeq lists its product as uncharacterized. Lineage: Eukaryota; Viridiplantae; Streptophyta; Magnoliopsida; Amborellales; Amborellaceae. The record is from RefSeq and is a predicted model, not a curated record.
AUAAAGCUUUUAUCUUCUAAAACUGUCCACCACAAACUUUUUAAACUUUACCUUUGAUUUUAGGAUUCAUAUGCCCAGCAUUGGAAGAUUUUGUGUUUUUUUUGGUUUGAAAUCUUACGAUUAGAACGUAUUUGAAACUUUUCUUUGGUUUUGUUUUCAGAGGCUUUCUGUUGCAGUGGUGAUUGAUGCUUUUCUCUGUAUAUUUGGGAGCUCGUACUGUGAGGCGUUUGAAGUUUUGAGGUGGUUUAACUUCGUUAUCUAUCCUUGAUCUAAGAUGAUUCUAUGCACCAUUAGUGAAUUGCCAAUGCCCUAAGAGCCUUUCUAUCAUUAUGAAGUCUUCUCGUAUAAAUCAGACGUACAAUUUGAGAGAUGUAUAUACUGUUCUAUUAUGGGUGGGUAUUCUGGUUUUUGCUCUGGGCACCAUUUUGAGCCAAUACUUUUCUACAUUCAACCAGUUUACUUCAGAAGCAGGCAAACUUGGCAAACCUACUGGAAAUUUCUCCACCGAAGUUUCAGUGCAAAACAUUUCAGGGGACACUAUGCUUAAGAAUGAGCUCCCGAGUGAAGCAAUUGACAUUGAUACACCAGUAAUUCGACCACAUAAUUUGAACCAGACAAUUGAACCUCUUGUUUUGGCACCAGUUGUUGCAUCAAAUGAAUCGGAAGGAUCUGAAUCAAAAGAUUCACAUGGCAAAGGGGCAGGGAUGGUUUUGCCUCUUAUUGCAAGUACUACGGCUAAAAAUAACCCAGUUACUGAUGCUUCAGCACCGUAUGCAAAGGACCCAGCUCUGGCGCCUUCUUUCUUAUUAGAUAAGAAAGAGUUUCUUUCUUAUCAGAUAAAUAUCUCUAGCCCUGCUCCGGCGCCUUCUUUAGUUAGAAAACAAGAAACCAAAGUGCUUGACAAACUGGACACUGUUCUGGAGAGAACUGCAGAUAAGAACAAAACAGUGAUCAUCACUGCUCUAAAUGGGGCCUGGGCAGAAGAGAAUACCAUGAUUGAUCUCUUUUUGGAGAGCUUUCAUAUUGGUGAGGGUACAGAGAUACUUUUAAAUCAUCUUCUUAUUGUUGCUUUGGAUGCAAAGGCAUAUAAACGUUGCUUGAAGAUCCAUCAUAACUGUUACACUUUGAGAACCCGGGGUAUUGAUUUCACGGCUGAGAAAGUAUACAUGAGUGAAGAUUAUCUUAAAAUGAUGUGGAGGAGAUUAGGAUUCCUUGGGGAUAUAUUACGCCGUGGUUAUAGCUUUGUUUUCUCUGAUGCUGAUAUCAUGUGGCUACGAAACCCAUUUUGGAGAUUCUCUCCAGAUGCCGACAUCCAAAUUGCUAGUGAUAUGUUUAAUGGCAACCCUGAGGACGUCUCCAACUUGCCCAAUGGUGGAUUCAAAUUUGUGCGCUCGAAUGAACGUACCAUCGCCUUCUAUAAGUAUUGGUAUAUGUCUAGAUACCUUUACCCAGGCGAAAAUGAACAAACGGUUCUUAAUAUAGUUAAGAUGAAGAGUAGCUUUGGGAGGAGAAACAUGAAGUUUUUGUUCAUGGAUACUAAGUAUUUUGGUGGGUAUUGUGAGAGGAGUCAAUACUUGGCUGAUGUUUAUACCAUGCAUGCUAACUGUUGCAAAGGCCUUAGAGCAAAGCUUGUUGAUCUCAGGGUGACUUUGGAUGAGUGGAAGGCAUAUAAGAGUAACUUUACUGAGGGUGCAAGUUGGUCCCCCCCAAAGGCUUGCCCUCUGUCAUGGUCAGUCCCUCCUUAAGGCCUGCCGCACGCAUGGUAAGCCUUGUGGUUGUAUUUUUAUAUAUUUUAACUAUUUGUAUUGCUCGUCUUUAAAAUAAGAAAAGCAGUUUUCUUUUUGUUGA